Lucilia sericata (common green bottle fly) is the source of this 1410-nucleotide messenger RNA. RefSeq lists its product as uncharacterized. The transcript has 4 exons. The record is from RefSeq and is a predicted model, not a curated record. NCBI's taxonomy places the organism in Eukaryota, Metazoa, Arthropoda, Insecta, Diptera, Calliphoridae. Bases 669 to 1178 code for a protein of 169 amino acids.
UAGUGCAUUUUUAUUUAAUAAAUUAAAUAACUUUAAUUUAAGAAAUUAAUUACGGAAUUUUGAAAAUAAGAAAAUUUAUCGGAAAAAUAUAAAAAAGUGACGUCUGUAGAACAAAUAUAAGUGUAUUGCUCGAUAAAAAAAUAUGUAUAUAUUGAGUGAUGAGCGUGUGUAAUUUGAAAAUAAUAAACAAGAUUGUUUUGAAAAAAAAAGAAAAGAAUUUUUGCAAAACGCUUUUAAAUAUAUAAAGAAUUAAUGAAAUUAAUAUUGUUACAAUUGUUUUUUAUUUAAAUAAAAAAGCAAUGCCACAACGACACCUCGUUGUGUUGGAAAUAUUUCGGUUUUUUAAUUAAUUUAUCAUUAAAAACGUGAGACACAUUUUUAAGGAGUUUAUAUUAAAAAAAAAAAAAGAAUUAAAAUUAUAUUAAAAAGAAACAGUGAAGAACAGUAAAGAACGUGAAUUUUGCCGCAAUUAUUUACAUAAAUCGAUAUUCAUGAAAGUUUGUUUGUUACACCAUAUAAUGAGGAACAAUCAAUUAAUUGAUUAAAAGAAGAAAAAACUCGAUUUGAAUCGAAUCUGUUACCUUUUGAACUUCUUAACAACAUUAUCUUGCCUUUUAACAAUUACAAUACUUUAUCAAUAACUAUUAUUAGAUACUUUUUGGAGAAUUAUGGAGUCAUCACCUUUUGUUUUGAAAACUUCAAAUACCAAACGUUUUGUUAUUGAGGAUUCAAUAACUAAGGUAACAUCAGAUGGCGAACCACAUGAAAUGAUGACCAUGAUAGCUGGACUAUCUGGUCUUUUGGCAGCUAUGGUCAUACUAACGGUGUUAAUAUUCCUGGUGGCUUGUAAAAAAUCGAAAAGCAAACAUGAAUGUGAUAAAUGUUCGGAAACCGGCUCCACUGCAGGCCCAGCUGGAGAAAAUCAAAGUAAAUGCUCUUCCACAGUUGAUAUCUACAAUCCAAAGCAAUUGCAGGGCAGAUCCAUCUCUGUAAUAUGUGGCAGGCAGGAAAAUUUGGGCUGUCGCAACAGCAACAAGGGCAAUUUGCACAGCAAUUUAAAUAAAGCCUUUGAGAGCAGUGAAUUGGAAUUGGAGCGGCCUAAACAAAAGAAGAAGACCCAUUGGCAAGAUGAAAUGGAAAUGCAAAGAGAAACUUCCAUACAAAUAGAACGUUAUUAAGCAACAAAUCACGCAAUCGUAAAUUAGAUAAAGUGAAAUGUAAACGAGAAGACUGAACGGAAUUUUGGGCGAUAAAAGCAUCUAUUGGUAGCACGAUGUUGAAAUCUCUAAUUUUUUCGUAUUAGAAUAAAUACAAUUUUCUGAACUAACAAUAAGCAACAAACAAUAAUUUGAUGUAUUUUUUAAGCUUUUAAACUUUGUUAAUUUUAUUAAUAGUUUUAAUUAUAAAUGA